Messenger RNA from Musa acuminata subsp. malaccensis (wild Malaysian banana), 818 nucleotides. The record is from RefSeq and is a predicted model, not a curated record. NCBI's taxonomy places the organism in Eukaryota, Viridiplantae, Streptophyta, Magnoliopsida, Zingiberales, Musaceae.
AUGGGGGGACGUCGGCUUGGAAUGGCGACGGUGGCUGCGCUCGCGGUGGCGGCCUCCCUCCUGGGCCCCUCGGUCGCUUUCGUCAACAAGACCGUCUCCUCCCACGACAUCGUCAUCUUCUCCAAGUCGCACUGCUCCUGCAUGGACUGGAAGAACAUGCAAUGUUGUUUCUUGUUCUUGGUGUGGUCCUCCUGGCAAUCCUAAGUUCUGGAGCUCUUCUCGUUGCUGGGCAUCUGCCAAUGAGUCGAACAUUAUUAUCUACGACAAGCAUAUUGUUCGUGCGGUGGACUUCCACCUUCCUUACUCUGUGCUGUCGAAGGGCGAAAGCUGUCUUUAAGGAAUCGAAAAAAGCGCCUUCUGUUGUGGAGCUGGAUCAGUGUGAGGAUGGAUCUCAAAUUCAGGAUGCCUUGUCUGGGAUGGUCGGGAAGCAUACAGUGCCUCAAGUAUUUAUCCAUGGAAAGCACUUGGGUGGCUCUGAUGAUAUUGUUGAAGCAUAUGAAAGUGGAAGGAUUCUGACUCUUCUGGGCAUUGACUCAAAAGAUAAAUCUUUAAAUGAUUUAUCUCUCAUUCAUCAAUCAGUCAGGGUAUGGAUGAGUUAAAUCUUGUUGAUGGUGUAUCUGGAUAGUGUUGCAAACAGGUUUAGGUGUGAGUGCAUUUGUAAUGCUAGUAUCGGUCAGUAUCUUUGGAUAAUAUUUCUUGUGGUUAUCCUUUAACAUAUCAUGAUAGUGAAUAAACUAUGGAUUACUUGCAUGUUUGCAUUACCAUAUACAAAUCAUAGAACUCAAACAGUCCACUUGUGGUUUUAGAAAUCUUCUGGU